Molecule: messenger RNA, 3138 nt
Organism: Aspergillus puulaauensis
Lineage: Eukaryota; Fungi; Ascomycota; Eurotiomycetes; Eurotiales; Aspergillaceae
Product: putative beta-galactosidase
Exons: 3
Coding region: 1-3138 (1045 amino acids)
Biological process (GO): lactose catabolic process
Cellular component (GO): beta-galactosidase complex
Molecular function (GO): beta-galactosidase activity; carbohydrate binding
Source: RefSeq, a predicted model, not a curated record
AUGACUACAGAAUCUCCCAACGACUGGGAAAACCCCAAAGUCUUCCAGCGCAAUCGCCUAAAGCCCCGCGCGUACUGGAUUCCUGAUACAUCGCUGUCACUGAAUGGCAACUGGGACUUUAAUUACGUUUCCUCGCCACUGCUUGCCCCUUCUCCUUCGCACUCAAGCGAGGAGAAGCACAUCGCAGAAGAAGCCGAUCUACAAUGGAAGCCCAUAGCUGUGCCCGGACACUGGCAGCUACAGGGGUACGGCCGGCCCAACUAUACAAACGUGAUCUUUCCAUUCCCAGUCAAUCCGCCAUACGUGCCGAGCGAGAAUCCGACUGGGACAUACAAGCGAACAUUCCUCGUCCCCUCGGACUGGGAUGAGUCCUCGCAGAUCCGUCUGCGCUUUGAUGGCGUGGACAGUGCUUACCAUGUCUGGGUCAAUGGGGCCGAAGUUGGAUAUGCCCAGGGUAGCCGAAACCCAGCUGAGUUUGAUAUCUCUCAUAUUGUGAAGAGGGGUGAAGAAAAUGAGGUCUUUGUUCGUGUUUACCAGUGGUCGGAUGGGUCUUAUAUCGAGGACCAGGAUCAGUGGUGGCUGUCUGGAAUAUUCCGCGAUGUUACUCUGAUUGCCUUCCCUUCUGCUGCUCGGAUUGAGGACUUCCAUCUCAAAACGGUUCUAGACAAGGACUAUGUCGACGCACAGCUUGAAGUGUCUGUUGAUCUGGUUUCCACCGAGGAGAGCACAGUCACCGCGACUCUCUUCGACCCUUUCAACGACUACAAGAUCCUCAUAUCGCAGGAUAAAACACUACAUGAAUCCAAAGGAACGGUCAAUCUCGUUCUACCCGUUAGCAACCCCAAGAAAUGGACCGCAGAGACGCCCUCCCUGUACGAUCUCGAACUCACCCUCCACACAACCACCAACCCCUCCACCCCAAUCCAAAAAAUAACCCACCGAGUCGGCUUCCGCCAGGUCGAACUCCUCAAUGGCAAUAUAACCGUAAACGGCAAACCUGUCCUCUUCCGCGGCGUCAACCGCCACGACCACCACCCCGUCUACGGCCGCUCCGUCCCCCUCUCGUUCCUAAAGAACGACCUCCUCCUCAUGAAGAAACACAACAUCAACUCCGUCCGCUGCUGCCACUACCCCUCUCACCCAGCGCUGUUCUCGCUCUGCGACGAGCUAGGCCUGUGGGUCAUGGACGAAGCAGACCUCGAGUGCCACGGGUUCUACGACGCCGUCGCCAGACCGCUCGAUAUCCCCGAGAGCAUGGACUACGAGCAGCGCAAGCGGCUGACGUUUGCGCAGGCGGCCGAGUUUACGUCGCAUAAUCCGGACUGGAAGGAUGCGUAUCUGGAUCGGGCGGUGCAGAUGGUGGCCAGGGAUAGGAAUUACCCAUCUGUUGUUAUUUGGUCGCUGGGCAAUGAGGCGUUUUAUGGGCAGAAUCACGCCGCUAUGUAUGAGUAUAUUAAGAGCGUGGAUCCGACCAGACCGGUGCAUUAUGAGGGUGAUAUGGAGGCGAAGACGGCGGAUAUGUAUUCGUACAUGUACCCGAGUGUAUCGCGGAUCGAGAGGCUGGCGGUGGAAGAAGGGGAUGGUUUCACGAAGCCGAUUGUGUUAUGUGAGUAUGGCCAUGCGAUGGGGAAUGCGCCGGGGGCUUUGGAGGAGUAUAUGGCUGCUUUCCGAGGUCAUCGGCGAUUGCAGGGAGGGUGGAUUUGGGAGUGGGCGAACCAUGGCUUGUGGGAUGAGGAGAAGGGCCAUUAUGGGUAUGGCGGGGACUUUGGGGAUGAGCCUAAUGAUGGCAGUUUCGUGCUUGAUGGGCUGCUGUUCAGUGAUCAUACGCCAACGCCUGGACUUGUGGAGCUGAGGAAGGCCUAUGCUCCUGUGUAUGGCUGGGUUGAGGGGGGUGUGGUUCAUGUUGAGAAUAGGCAUGACUUUGCUGGACUGGACGGUUUGCAGGCUGUUUACAAGGUUCAGACUUUGGGUGAACAAUCGAGAGUCAUCGCCGCCGGGACUCUGGACCUCCCUGAUAUCCAGCCCGGAAAUACGGGGACACUUCCCCUGCCUCCUAUACAUUCAUCCAAGGCAGAGUCUGAGGUAUGGCUAACGGUCACCUUUACAACAAAGCAUGACUCCCCCUGGUCCGAUGCCAACUACGAAAUCGCCUGGUUCCAGCACCGUCUUGACUCCUCGUCAUCUUUGACCAGGAUAUCUCCCACAGCCAACUUCCCAGUGACUGUCACCUCAACAAAAGCCCAGCACACCAUAACCGGGGCAGACUUCACCAUCUCAUUCUCCCGCACCACCGGCUCACUCACAGCCUGGCAUAUCCACAACCAAGAAAUCCUCUCGCCAACUCACCCCGCCCUAACCCCAGGCUUCUGGCGCCCUCCAACAGACAACGACAUCCCCCACGACCUAGGCGAAUGGCGCCGCUACGGCCUCGACACACUAACAUCGUCCCUGCGGCAGCUAACAAUCAACCAAGUCAAUACAUCAACCAUCGAAAUCAUAACAGACACAUUCAUCUCCCCACCGAUUCUAGCCUGGGGGUUCCAAACAACAACCACGUACCGCAUAACCGGCGACGGGGCAGUCACGGUACGUGCCCAUAUCAGACCAACCGGUGCAAAGCCAAAGGAUCUCCCUCGCAUCGGGCUCGAUCUGUAUCUCGCGGACCGGCUGGACAGGACGGGUUGGUUUGGCCUUGGUCCUGGUGAAUCAUACGCCGAUAAGAAGAAUUCUCAGAAGGUGGGUAUUUACUCCGCCGCUACGGCAGAACUACACACCCCGUAUGAAGUGCCCCAGGAAGGCGGGAAUAGGAUGGAGACGCGGUGGCUACGACUGGGUGAUGGACGGGGAGGGGGGGUUCGCAUUGUCCGGGAUACGGCUUCUAGUUCUGCAUCUGAGCAUGACGAAAAUUGGGGUUCUUUCCAGUGGCUUGCGACGCGGUACAGUCCCGAGGCUAUUGAGAAGGCUAAGCAUGCGAAUGAGCUGGUUCCUGAACCUCAGGUUCGGGUCAGGCUUGAUGUUGCGAGUUGUGGGGUUGGUACUGGUGCGUGUGGGCCUACGACGCUGGACAAGUAUAGGGUUCCCUGCGAGGAGAGGGAGUUUGGGUUUAGGAUUGAGCCGUUUAUUGGGGAUUGGAUAUAG